UAAAACAACCAAUCACAUUGACAGAUUCAGCCAACUUAUUUAUUUUCGUCUUGAUUUUCGUAUUUUUUCAUAAAAAUAAUGAAUAUUAUAAAAUAAAUUCGAAAAACAUAAUACCAAAUGAAGUCCAGUGACAAAUGAAGUGUUAAUAUGGCACUGAAAAGUUAUAUCAUUUACUCAACUUUGAUUUUCGUUUGCGCUUUGGCUCAGCAUCAUGAAGACAAGAGGUGCCGAUGUGUGUGUCCAAGCCCUGCUGCGGUACUCAACAGCUCUCUCAGUACCGACAGAAAGCUUUUCAUUGCCAAUGUUCCACCAAGUCAGUGUAACUGUGAUGGUGUGAUUUUGCCACGGGUUGGCGAUGAAAUCAAGGGCCAUGAGCAAGAGUUCUGUCCACGCUGUGAGUGCAAGUAUGAGAGCAGGAACACUACAGUCAUUAUGGUGGUUGUGGUCAUAGUGGUUUGGCUUACCACUAUGCUGUUUGUGUACAUGAUGUUCCUAAUGUGCCUGGACCCCCUCAUCAAUAAAAAGAAAGUGAAGUUGUACCAGGAAUACGAAUCGGAAGGAGAAGAGUCACGCAAUCUAUUAACGCAGGUUGAUGAAGGUGGUGAAGACUGAAAAUAGAAAGUAAUAGAUGAUUUAAAAGCUCUACGAGUCUUCGAACAAAGAUAAUAUGAUGCUAUAUUGUAUACGGCAUAAAUUAAUACAUGUUGAGAAGUGUUCCCUGUCCAAUCCAUGAACAGACUUUAGAGCCACACAGGGCAAAUUUUAUUAAAACUAUUUUACAAUAUUACAAUAGGUACAUGACACAAUUUUGAAAUAUUUUGGCAAAAUAUUUUUUUAGCUUUUUAUAUUUUUUUAUACCUAAACUUUGAUUUUUUUAUAUUUAUAUAUAUUUAAUUUUGACUGUUUGGAUAUGAGAAUAACAAAAAAAAUAAUGGUUGUGGAAAAGGUAAACUUAUUGCCUGCCAAUAACAGUGUUAUAUUAAGAAUUCAUAAUAAUAAAAAAGUCUGUUGUUUUUGGAUGUGACUUAAUGUAUAUAAUUAUAUUAUUUUUAUAUUUGGCCCACAGUCAAGGUUAAUCAGUUUAAAAGUAAACAAGGAAUUUCAUUAUUUAUAAUAGGAUAGUUGACAAAAUAAUAUCAAUUAUAGUUCAUUAUAGUUCAUUUUAGUUCCAGAAUAAACAUAUAUAAAUACAAAAAUAAAAAAUCCCAAUUCACUGAAAAAUUAAAUAAUUACGGCCAUCUGGGGCCUGUUUAAUAAAACUUACAAUUGUAAAUUACAAUGACAAUUUGAUGUACAUUGCGGAGUGUGUGAUCACAAAUAUUUUGCAGUUUCCUAUUAGCUACGUAAUGAACACCAAAUUGUCGUUGUAAUUUACAAUUGUAAGUUUUAUUAAACAGGCCCCUGAAAUCAAGUUGUUAGAAAGAAACGGCAAUAUGAACGCGUGACAUCACCUGUUUCUAGUGCAAAGGUACAAUAAGCUAUGGGACCGAUCAUCCAGCAUCACUGACUGAUGUCUUCGGUGUUAGAUGAUAUAUUGACUUGGUUCAGAUUAAUCGUUAGCAUGUUCACGUGAGUGAACAAUGAAGAAAAAGAACCCAGCCAACUUCCCUAUUAUGUAUUGUAUUACAGAGAUGGUUUCUCAAUGAGGGAUUUUCCAAUCGACAUUCCUCAAACACUAUAGAUGGCGUUGUUCACUUUUAACGUGAUAAUUACUUAUUUUCUCUUUGCUGUGGUACCUAAUUGUUAAAAAAUGUAAUGUAAUGGCAGAAGCAUAUUUUUCAUUCAUUACCAGCCGUAUGACGCUCAGUGCUGGGCAUAGGCCUCUCCCAAGGAUCUCCACGACGAUCGGUCCUGCGCUGCUCGCAUCCAGCGGCUUCCCGCGACCUUCACUAGAUCGUCGGUCCACCUUGUAGCGGGCCUACCCACUGAGCGUCGUCCGACAGAAAGAAAGAAGUGUGGCAGAAGCAUAUAUAUAUAAAACGAAUUGUUGCUUGAUAUUUGGAUCACAUUAUGUAUAAAAUGAUGUUGCUAUUGCUUCUCAUUAUUUUGAUCAGAAAAAUAAUGUAAGUUGUAAUUGUACCUCGUGUAAUAAAAAGGGUCAUCAUUUAUACCCAAAAAGAAAGAUAAAAGAUGCAUAUUAUGUAUGUAAUCCAUGAAGUUAGAAGUUUAACGAAGAAAAAAUUGAACAACGCCAUCUAUCGUGUUUUUGGGGAAUGCCAUUGGAAAAUCCCUUGUUACCAUUGUUGUCUGAGGAAUUGUUUUUACUUGUUGUAUUGUUACCUCUGGUUGAUAAAUGCUCAAAUAUUAGUGGUUCAUCAAUUUGUUGGUCUACAUAAUUAAUUUGCUACGCUUCUCGAAGACUCAUAUCAUAAACGAUUUAUACAAAAGAUUGCAUUUUAAUUUGAGAUAUAUUAUAUGAUAGAUAACCUACACUCAGUGGGUGGAUGGUUUGAAAGAAAGUGACGCCUAUACAGUAUGUCCCGUAAAUGAUGGAUCAACUGUAAAUUAAAGACAGCUCAUUUAAUUAUCUAAAACUAACUUGUUCCUUAGGGCUGCCAAGGUAUUUUAAUGCUGUAGCUAAGCUACAAUUACAUGACAUUUUUGGAUCGUGUUUUCUGAAUUAUUUUAAAAUAGUGUAGGUACGUACCUAUUCAACAAAGUAAAGGGCUAUGAACCUUUCUGGCAUAUCUCAGUGGCGCCACCUAGCGGAUUUUUUAAAACUGCGGCGCACGAUGAAACCUGUGCAAAUCGAUAGGGGACACUUGUCUGAACAAAAAAGCUUUAAUGGACCUAUGCUCUAAAGUGUCACGUUUUCAAGAUAUCUAGCUUGAAAGUUACGAAAAGUGUCGUAUGGAUAAAUCGAUUUUACUAUUUAUCUAUAUACAAUCGUAAUAUAGUGACAAAGUGAUUGAUUAUACAUGAAACAUUAUUUAAUAUACAACAUAUUUAUCUUAUUGAAAAAAUGAAAUUAAUAAAUACUUGCAACAACAUUAAUGGUUUUUGUCUUUGCUACAUUAUAUAGGAAGUACAUAGGUACUUAACUGUGCACACCUUAUCUAAGGUUACUAAUUGCAAACUGAGUUUAUCAGUUUGUGUUAUGUAUGAUAUAGGCGUCAUUUACUCCUUAACUUGAUUUUACUUGACACAACGAUAGGAUCUAAUGAAAUAUAAAAUAAAGUUUACAUUUUUAUAAACGCAAUGCGUUUAGUGCGGCAUCAUUAGUACUCGUUAAAAAGCAGAAUUCUCGAAGUUUAAGAAAUCUGUGUAAGAGAAACAAAAUGGUGUACUUAUUAACUGCCAUUUUGCUUUCUCGUUUAAUUCCAGGAACUACGAAAAUGGAGGUCCUUUGUUUAAAGUUGCACGAAUUUCUAUUAUUUCGGCGGAAUCAACAAGGAUAGCGAAUAGCCAUACAAUAAGUGUGAGUGAGACAACAUCAUACAAUAAAUACAAUAGGACGAUUGGCAGCCGGGUGAACUUUCAGUCAGUUUGCCACUUUCAUCUUCAACGUGCGCACGCGCUUUUCUCUGUUCUGAGACUCUAUCCUGUUCAUUCUGUUGUAUUUGUUACCACUGUUGAGUUUGUUAAUAUUCCUCUUGAGUUUGUUAGUAUUUUUGUUGACUUUGUUAGUGUUAUUGUUGAAUUUGUUGUUGUUGUCUUGGCAAGAUGUCCAGUCAUGUUGGUGCCAAGCAAUGUUUUUUGUUGUGGUGUAAGCACUGUUCGUGGCCCGCGCCGAAGAUCUCGGCGUCCUAUAUAGUCUUACUUGACAAAUGAAGAUUAUAUUGCUAGGCACCCCAACAUCCUGAAUUAUGCUCGCCACUUAUUUGACGAUCGAGAGCUAAGUAAUCUUAUUUGAACAUUGCAAAAAUUAAAAAUCUCAGUAUGCAGUGUAUCUGGUAUCUAUAUUAUAGUCCCUGGUCAGUAUAAUACAUAAAAUGACAAUGUAUAAUUCGGCUCGUUUCUCAAUCGUGCUUUUCAUAAUCGAAAUGUCAUAUGAAAAAAAAUUCGUGUAUGAAAAUAAUAUAUAUCCUACUUUAUCGAAGCUCUCAUUAUGUAGCGUCUUAGACGGAGUGUAAUCAACGCAAAACAUUUUUAACAGAAAGUCGUCAACUUAUCUCUAUUAUAAUUAGCCAGAGAUAGCUCUUACGCCAAGCGUAUCACUUGUGUACCAGACUUACGCUUUCAAUAGAUUUUAUAGCCAACUAUUACCACUUAAUUAUGUAUAAUAAAUGAUAUUUGCAUUUUUUGUAACAGUAGAAAGUAAUCAGUUCAUAUUAAUGCAAGCACAACGGUAAGGCUGUUUUUUCAUCUGACAUGUGCUACGUUGCUAGGUUUAAUAUCCACCAAUCAGAUAAUUGGGUCUGAUUCUGAUCGGCACAAUGAACCCGAUUGUAGGGUAUGCAACGUAGCAUCUAGCAUGUUACUGGUGGAAACGCAGUCUAAAUGUGACGUACUUACUUCAUUAUUGAUGGAACAGUAUUCUUAUCGUUUCCAGCUAACUACGCAAUACCGAAUAUGCCACAUUUAAAAGAGGAAGUGAGGAUUGCUUGCGCCCUAAUAAAUGCCUUUGGAAAACGGGUGACAGAUCACCCACUCGUAAAUGAAAUAAUCAACGAUAUAUACCUUAAGCACGACGCCCCAAACUAUCUGUGCGAGUUUGUAAUACAAAACAAUUUAAAUCAACGCAGAGCCGCUUUCCAAGCUAUGAACUCAAGUGAAGGCUUUCAACAGUUUCCCAUCUUAUCAUAUGAGGAUCUGUUGAUAAUGUGGUAAGCUACUAUGGCGAACACCUAAAAGAAAACGGAACGUUUUUCAUUGAAGUGUAUGAAGAUUUUGAAGUUGACUAUAAUUUAAAUCAAUACAACAUAGUAGUUUGUGAUCCUUGGCUGACAAGAGCUAAAAUACUCUCGAGGCACCAGAGCAACAGAAUUUAUUUUGUAUAUAUCUUGCUAAAUAAUAGUUUGAAAAACAGAAAUAAACUUGUCGGUCACUAUUGCAGCUGUAUAGUUGGAAAACGGACACUCGGGUGCUGUGCUAAUGUCAUGUGCAUAGUUUGGUAUAUGGGAUGGGCUCGGCACCAAGCAAUUCAACCCCCUGCUGCCUUUUUAGAUCAAGUUAUUAUUUCUGAUGAAGAAGAAGAUUGAUUAUUCAAGAAGACUGAUAUUCAUUAUCCUAAUAGGUACGAAUUUGUAUAAAAAAAGCCUAUUUGUUAUAAGUAUAUACACUGUAUGUAUUCAAUAACAAUUAGUAUUGAUUUCAUUUUAAGCAAAAUAUAAAUAACUAUAUGACUACU
Molecule: messenger RNA, 5290 nt
Organism: Pectinophora gossypiella (pink bollworm)
Lineage: Eukaryota; Metazoa; Arthropoda; Insecta; Lepidoptera; Gelechiidae
Exons: 5
Coding region: 148-612 (154 amino acids)
Cellular component (GO): lysosomal membrane
Source: RefSeq, a predicted model, not a curated record